Messenger RNA from Diprion similis, 1032 nucleotides. RefSeq lists its product as uncharacterized. The transcript has 2 exons. NCBI's taxonomy places the organism in Eukaryota, Metazoa, Arthropoda, Insecta, Hymenoptera, Diprionidae. Bases 15 to 437 code for a protein of 140 amino acids. The record is from RefSeq and is a predicted model, not a curated record.
AAGCACAGGGUUGAAUGGGUGGGCCGGGCGCCGGGCGGGCGACGAGGCAGGAGUUGAACAUCGUGCCACACCACGUCGGCCACGGGGAGCGAGUCCUGGUGAUCGGCGAGUCGCCAGCAACCGCGUGCCGCUGCUGCCCCCCGGCGACGACGCCGCCACCGGUGACCGCGCUACCCUCGCCGCCACCGUUGGCCCUGCUGCACAUCUACGGAAUCAGCAACAACAACAAUAACAACAACAACAACGCCGACGCUACGGUCAACGAAUCCGCCAAGGCGGCCAUGUCUUCACCCCCGAAGCAUCGACGGGGUUUCGACCCCAAUGACGCCACCGCGAACGACUUCCGGAGGUACAGACGCGUCAAGACGCGUCAGAGAGUCAUUCCAUGUCCUCUGCGAUCAUCCCGAGAGUGCGUUCCUCGGAUCCCACCGGGUUGAGCCGGCAACCCGGAACACCACCCCGCCCUGAACACACGCAGCACAUGGCCACACUGCAGCCACCGCAGGCACGGCACAGGCAUAUAAUAAAGCACCACUACUUCGCACCGUGACACACUCGCUUGCAAUGUUUGAUGUUGGGACCACUGGUUGGCUGGUUGAGCUGCUUUGCGCGGUCAAGUGUCAAGCCCUGACCCACGACGUCACGGCUUACUUCGAUGCAGUCGAUGUCGAUGUCGAUGUCGAUGUCGUUGCCGUUCCGCAGAGCUUCUAACGUUGGACCUUGAGCUCUCUAACGGUUGCUACUGGCUGCAGAAGACGCGCUUUUGACGUGAAGGGCGAUGGCUUCAAAAGUUGGCAAAAGACUCAGGAUGUUCCCGACACUCUUCUGCUAUUGCAAUGUUUGAAACAUGACAGUUGAAUGGAUUGAGAUGGACGCUUUGAUUGGUGCUGACCUUACGCACUUAUGCUUACGAUGCUUUUUACUGUAUCCUAUUACAUUUGUACACAUGGUUAUCGCAAUGUUUAAUCCUAACCCAAUUUCCUGCGGUUAUUCAUUUUUACGAAAUUCUUACGAAAAUGUUUUACAGAGAAA